CGCGACAACUUGUAGGCGCGUGUCGGGGGUUUCGGGAAGUCGGUCGCUCUAGCUGUCCAUUGUCCAUGAUUUCCGGUCGCUGAGGGUCCAACUUCCGAGCAGGCGAGGGCGCGCGGUCACGUCGGCGCCAAGUCGGGGAAUGCGGCGGGGAGUGACGUGGUGGCCGGGGCUGUGGUUGCGCCCUCCAGGGGUCAUUUGCUCGACGGAAGGAAGCCUCCCGGGCGAUAGGCAUCUUGGAGCAUGUAAAGUAACCAAGGAAACUGAACUCCAGUAUGUGGUAUAUUAUGCAGAGCAUCCAGAGUAAAUAUUCUUUGUCAGAGCGCUUGAUCCGGACUAUCGCAGCCAUCCGAUCCUUCCCACAUGACAAUGUUGAAGACCUAAUAAGAAGGGGAGCAGAUGUCAACUGUAUGCAUGGUACUCUGAAACCAUUGCACUGUGCUUGCAUGGUGGCUGAUGCAGAUUGCAUUGAGCUGCUGUUGGAAAAAGGAGCUCAGGUCAACGCCCUUGAUGGCUACAAUCGAACAGCCCUUCAUUAUGCAGCUGAGAAGGAUGAGACCUGUGUGGAGAUCCUGUUGGAAUAUGGGGCAAAUCCCAAUGCACUGGAUGGCAAUAAGGACACUCCACUCCACUGGGCUGCCUUUAAAAACAAUGCGGAAUGCGUCCGAACACUUUUGGAAAGCGGGGCCUUUGUCAAUGCUCUGGAUUAUAACGACGAUACCCCUCUGAGCUGGGCAGCAAUGAAGGGCAACCUGGAGAGCGUCAACAUUCUCCUGGAGUACGGAGCUGAGGUCCGGAUUGUCAAUAUGAAGGGGCAGACCCCAAUUUCAAGGCUGGUUGCCCUGCUGGUCAGAGGACUUGGCACCGAGAGGGAAGAUUCCUGCUUUGAUCUCCUUCACCGAGCCAUUGGGCACUUCGAAUUGAGGAAAAACGGCACGAUGCCACGCGAGGUGAUGCGAGAUCAGCAGCUUUGUGAAAAGCUUACCACGCUAUGUUCUGUCCCAGGCACAUUAAAGACACUCUCACGCUAUGCUGUGCGCCACAGCCUGGGUGUGCAGUUCCUACCAGACGCAGUGAAGGAACUGCCCCUGCCAGAAUCUUUGAAAGAAUAUGUCUUGCUUAAAUGAUGGCUUCCUCUUUUUUUUUUUCCAUAGGAUUGUAUUUACCAGCAAAUUGGUGAGCCAUGGUGGACAUGGCAUUUUAGAGAUGUAGCUCCAGGAGUCAGCUGGUGUGACAUCUGCACUUUUGUCCAGUGUGUUCCCUUAGCUUCUCCAUUUGCUAUAGUAUCCUUCUGAGCUUUCUUUAGUGAAGGAGGCUAGGAAAAGGACUUCUGGCUUCUUAUGGCCAGGAGGCCCAAGUGAAACACGUCUGUGUUCCACCUCCUGAAGAAGACCACUUCCAAAAUUCAGGAUGACUUCUGUUCUCAGUGAAACAUUCACAGAGCCAGUUGACUCCUAGCACCUCAAAACAAACUGAGGAGGCUGAAGAAUGGCAACAUUUGCUUCUUUAAACUCAUUACAUGCAUCAAAGCAUUUGAGUAAUCCAGUCGUCUUCUUGGUUUUAGGCUCUCCUAAGACAUACGUAUUUCAUAUAUUUUUUGUUUAUUGAUAAAUGAUUUCCUUUCAGGAAUGUAAUGGCUUAAUGAAUCUGAAUAAAUAAAUCGGGUAAGCUGAUCAGCUCCUGUAGAGAUUAAGGGCUGUUCUCUUUUACAUUAGCUUCUUUGAGAUUCUCACAUCCAGUUGCAGAGAUGCUCAGAAAGGCAAGGGCUCCUUUUGAAAACCAAGAACAGAGCAUCCUAGUGCUUUGGGAACCGAAGCCAAAAAGGUUCUUCAGAGUGGGUGCGGAUAUGCAUUUGGCCUUUCUACUUCUUAAAACAGCCAUAUGAUUCCAAAGAGUACCGAUUAAGGAGAUGCCAGUCAGGUGUUUUGGACUGUAUUUCUAAGUGCACAAUUGAUGCGUCUUUAACUCAGAUGCAUAAUUUUUCAGGUUUGCUUGGCAAGAGUGAGCCCAAGAAAAGACACUGGUUUGUUAAGGAGGCACUAGCAAGAGUCAUGUGUAUGUGCGUGUGCCCACCCCUGCUCCAGGGCGUCAUCUUAGGAUCUUGAGUGCUGCACAAAGCCACUUUUGUUGGCUUAUCUUUUGUUGUUGCUUUUUAGACCAUCUCUGUUUAUAUCACAGGAAAAAGUGAUAGAAAUCUGAGGAGGAGGAGAUGAUGAAGUGUGUUGCUUCGGGCUGGGUGAGGAAUUUGUGACAAGAUAAGGAGAUGGGUCGGGUGAGGAAAGAACAAACAUCCUACAAUGAAAAAAGAUAUUGCUUUUAACUCAGCCUUUUGUUUACAGUACUGGUUUGUAUGUGUAGAAAUCUGUAGUCAGACUAAUUCCCCAUACUCUCACCUCAUUACGACCCUCUGUAGAAACUGUUGCCCUAUCUGAAUAAAUUGAAAAAAGUAAUUCAGUGGUGCUUGUUCUGGAGGCAUACUAAUGAUCAUGGCAGUUUUGUAUCUUGCAUAGUGAUGAGGAAAUCUUUUCUGCCCACGGUGUACGUACAUAUUUUAUUCACCGCUUUAAAGCUUUCCAGAAUGUUCUUUCACUUCCUGUACUUUGCAGCUCCAGACAAAUGUUACUAGGCUUAUAUUGAGCCCAGCAACAAUGGAACUUAUCUACUAUAGUCAGCUUCUGGUUUGCCAGCACAUUCUUUAUUAUUGUACAGUUCUAGUGUGCCCUUGUGAAGAAAUGGCAAAGGAAAAGUAUUCAUUUUUGAAAAAGUUAAGGCAUCUUUCAAACAUUUCAAUGGGUUUCUCCAUUGGACACAAGUUAAAAUACAUUUUUCUUGCCAUACAAUUAUGAUUGUAAUUCGCUUGUUUUGUGGCAGGCUUCUUUUGCUUCCAUUACGUUCAUCUGUUUUAAUGAAAAUGAAAAAUGGGAGGAGUGGGGUUUGACAAGUCUAAUUUAUUAAGGGCUAUAUCUGCCAUUUCUUAAAAUGUAAAAUUGUAGACAUGUAAAAUUGCAGGUGUGUUUCUUUCACAAAUAAUUAUCUUGGUUCGGACAAAUGAAGCAGCAUCCUUAUGAAUGUAGGGGGGGCUGAGAAUACAAGUCUUAGAGGUCCAAUUACCCCUGUUAGACAUGUGCCAAGUGCAUCACUGAGCAAGUCCAAUGGCCUGGGUGUGUGCGCACUGUAAUUACAACCACUGUUUUAUCUGCUAUUCAGUUUCAGAAAUGGAAUGGUAAUUUCCGACAAUAUGCCUUUUUUAUUAUUUUUUGGCUAUUCUCCUAAGAUUGGAGUAUUGGCUCUCACAUUGAUUCCUGGAGUAUUUCUUGUCUGCUCAGGAUAAUAUCCUCACUUCUAUUUUGAGAAGGGGAGAUGGGAAUUAGAACCCUAAACAGCCACCUUGAAAAUUAGACAACGUAGAAAUGAUUAUAUUAAUUGUUGAAAUACAUUCUAUGAUACUGGACUGUGGAAUCUACUUGAUGUGAACAGAGCCACCAUUCUCUUCAGAUGUGUUUCCUUUCUUAUUUCUUAGGCAAAUUAAUAAUACUAGCAUGCCACAGCCUUAUAGAAAUAAGGAUGUGAAAAAAUAUUCCCUACAUAGAACAUUUGGAUAGUCAGCCAUCACAGUGGAAAUAUGCGUUUUUGGAGUUUAGGACCAUAUACCAUAUACAAAAUAGGACUUGUUUUAUUCAAUACAAGAGUUGUGACAAAACCACUUGUAGAAGGAGAGGAGAAAUGAAGCAAACUGUCUUGCCUUCUUUGCCUCAGGAAAUCACUCUAGGAUUCAAAUUUUGGUUUAACCAAAACCCAGAAGCACCACUUUUCAGAUUUUCUGCUGAACUGCAGCUGGACUAAGAUGAUUUGGGGAACAUUUCAAAACAAUUUUGUUCUUUGUUUUACACCUCUACCCCAAAUUCCAAAGGAAUAAUUCAUCAUGAGAAUGGUUCAGUUUUCCCCUGGAUCUGCUUACAAGAAAAAUCAUGUUGUAAGCUCAAAGUACUAUUUUUGAAGUGCUUGAUUGUGGAGGAAUGCUUGUUCAGUGCGCAGAUGACUUGGAUAUUAAAAGCUUGUUCAUUAAAUUUA
This is a messenger RNA of Pseudonaja textilis, 4068 nucleotides long. RefSeq names its product ankyrin repeat and SOCS box containing 8 (gene ASB8). Lineage: Eukaryota; Metazoa; Chordata; Lepidosauria; Squamata; Elapidae. Gene Ontology annotation, biological process: intracellular signal transduction. Gene Ontology annotation, molecular function: protein binding. The record is from RefSeq and is a predicted model, not a curated record.